ACUUUCAAUGAUGUCUUUUAUUACAACCCUUGAAGUACUCCGCCUAUAAAUAGCAGACCUGUGCCUUUGGAACUGCAUCAAACAUUAUAUCUUCCUGCUUUAUCGUAAAAGUUUAAGAGCUAAGAUCUUUAGGAAAAGAAGGAAAGCGUCCAAAUGGCAAAGCAUUCAGCUGAAGUUGUUGUUGAAGGAUUGAAGAAGAUUCUCCUCAAUGUCCAAGAAGAGCUGGAUGAGAAGGUUCAAAGCAAAGUUGAGAAGCUUAUCGCCGAGCUCCAAGGCAGAGAGCAUCAUCAUCAUCCUCCUCCUCCUCCUCCUUGUGACCAUGAUGCUCAAAGGCUAGACGAUGGCUUUCACUUCUUCAAGACCAACAUAUUUGACAAAAACCGAGAAUGUUUCAAGAAACUUGCAGAAGAUCAGCAUCCCAAGUUCUUGGUGAUUUCAUGCUCGGAUUCACGAGUAAGCCCUUCAGUCGUUUUGAAUUUCAAACCAGGAGAAGCCUUCGCCGGCCGCAAUAUUGCUAAUAUGGUUCCUCAAUUUGACCAGUUGAGACACACUGAAAUUGGUUCAGUCAUCGAGUAUGCAGUUAAAGAACUUCAGGUGGACAACAUAUUGAUAAUGGGACAUAGCCGUUGUGGUGGCAUAAAGAGGCUUAUGAGUCUUCCAGAUCAAACUCAAACAUAUGACUUCAUUGAUGAGUGGGUGAAAAUUGGUUUGCCAGCAAAGAAAAAGGUACUGGAAGAAGCUGGUGACCUGUGCCCCGAACAACAAAGAACGCUUUGCGAAAAGGAAUCAGUGAAGAACUCGAUGGGAAAUCUACUGACGUAUCCGUUUGUGAGGAGUGCAGUGGUGAAUGGAACAUUGACACUAAGAGGAGGUUACUAUGAUUUUGUUAAUGGAGAUUUUGAGCAAUGGAAGAUGUGUACCAAACCAUGCCACCCACAAUAAGGCCCUUUUGCCCCAUGCAUUAUCUAAAAUUUAAUUUAAGCUACUGAGAAUGUCUCCUUUACUA
Gossypium raimondii (Peruvian cotton) is the source of this 1006-nucleotide messenger RNA. Its product is annotated as carbonic anhydrase 2. The transcript has 9 exons. Lineage: Eukaryota; Viridiplantae; Streptophyta; Magnoliopsida; Malvales; Malvaceae. The record is from RefSeq and is a predicted model, not a curated record. Gene Ontology annotation, biological process: carbon utilization. Bases 154 to 942 code for a protein of 262 amino acids. Gene Ontology annotation, molecular function: carbonate dehydratase activity; zinc ion binding.